This is a messenger RNA of Colletotrichum spaethianum, 1929 nucleotides long. Its product is annotated as sugar transporter STL1. Lineage: Eukaryota; Fungi; Ascomycota; Sordariomycetes; Glomerellales; Glomerellaceae. The transcript is spliced from 5 exons. The coding region runs from base 1 to 1929 and encodes 642 amino acids. The record is from RefSeq and is a predicted model, not a curated record. Gene Ontology annotation, molecular function: ATP binding; protein serine/threonine kinase activity. Gene Ontology annotation, biological process: protein phosphorylation; intracellular signal transduction. Gene Ontology annotation, cellular component: cytoplasm.
AUGGCUUCCGGUUUCGACGAGGAGGAGCUCCAUAUCAGCCUCUCGCCAUCCCAGAUCCGUCGUCGCUCUCAGCAGCACGGUGCUGCCGCUGCCGAUGCUGCUGCCGCCGCCGGUCAUCACGAACUACGACCGCCUUUGCCCGACGCCGCCAUCAAAGCCGCCAACAUGGGACCUCCCGUCGACACCACCGCCCCGCUGCGGGACAAGAUCAAGACGGAGCAGCGCAUCGGUGCAUACAAGAUCAUCAAGACCCUGGGCGAAGGCUCCUUUGGAAAGGUGAAGCUGGCCAUACACAACGGCACCGGCCAACAGGUCGCCCUCAAGAUCAUCGCUAGGAAGAAGCUCAUUAGUCGCGACAUGGCCGGCCGAGUGGAGCGCGAAAUCGAAUACCUACAGCUUUUGCGACAUCCUCACAUCAUCAAGCUGUACACUGUAAUCAAGACGCCCAACGAGAUCAUCAUGGUCCUUGAGUAUGCCGGCGUUAUCGGUGGGAAACUAUACGCCGGCCCCGAGGUAGAUGUCUGGAGUUGUGGCGUGAUUCUCUACGUUCUGCUAGUCGGUAGACUGCCCUUCGAUGACGAACAUAUCCCCAGUCUAUUCGCAAAGAUUGCGCGCGGAACGUAUAGCAUUCCACAAUGGAUGAACUCUGGCGCCGCGACGCUCAUCAAGAAGAUGCUGGUUGUGAACCCGGUACAGCGUGCCACGAUUGACGACAUCAGACAGGACCCCUGGUUCAUGAUAGACCUGCCAGCCUACUUAGCCCCGCCGGUCGAGGAGUUCUUUAACACAGGUGUGGAUCCUAACAAGGCCAUCCAGAAGAGCGACAUCGCUCCCAACGCUCCCCCAAGAGUCCAGGAGAAGCUACACAACGAGGUCACGGAGAAGAUCAGUAAGACCAUGGGUUAUGGAAAGAAAGAUGUUGAGGAGGCCCUGCAGGCUGCAGAACCGUCCGCUAUCAAGGAUGCAUACAUGAUUGUCCGCGAGAACAAACUUAUGCAAGUGAAUGAGGCCAUGUCAUCACUCUCAGUCGAUCAAGAUGGAUCGAGCAGCCCUUUACCGAGUGCUUCAUCAGCCAGAUCGGGCGGUUCUACCGUGGGCGGACAGCGUCCUUACAUCAGCAAGAUCGGUAUCCUGCCGAGCAGUCUGCCAGCCUAUCACAAGGAAUAUGUAGAGCGUGAAAAGGGAGGCUUCGAAGACCAUCCGACGCCUACUAUCGUGGUCGAUGAACCAGGGCUCUCAGCCCGUACAGACGCCGAAAGGGAAGAGACAGCCCGGCAUUUGAAGCCUCACUCGAGGAGCAGCCAAGUCCGCCUCGACGACUCGGCCAAACGACCUCAGGGUAUGACCCCUGUUGUGCAAGCCAAGAAGACGAAACCCGUGAGAUGGCAGUUCGGCAUUCGCUCUCGCAAUGCACCGUGGGAAGCCUUGCUGUGUAUACACAAAGCGUUGAACAAGCUGGGCGCGACCUACGUGCCAGACGAAGAUUAUGAGAAAGUUCAUGGGACGGAGAUGGAUCAGCCCAGCAACGAAGGUAGCUUUGUCGACGACUAUGCAUCUCAGGGGGGCAACGACUCAACUAGUAGUAUAGAUCCGCUCAAGCGAUACAAACUGCCUGCCGACCCGUGGCAUAUCAAGGUCCGCUGGGAGACACAGACGCUGCGGAAGAGGUCGGAGACUCCCACGGAGGGAAGCAAGACCCCUGAUAGUUACCAUGUCGUCGGCGACGAUGAAGUCAAGCGCGACUUUGUUGCCUUGCAUAUGGACAUCCAGAUAUACGAGAUGGAGCACGGCGUUUACCUAGUGGACUUCAAAUGCUCUGGCUAUGAGACGGCCGACAGGAGAUUGCUGGAGGAGAAGGAUGUCACAAGUCCUUUCCCGUUCCUGGACAUGGCCGCCCGGUUGAUAAUGCAACUAGCCGAAGCGGACUGA